AUGAUAAUCUUUGUUUUCAGUGACAUGGAAUUCGAUCAAACCUUCAGGCUUGGUGGUUAUUCAUAUUAUGGGCUCUCAUAUUAUGAUGAUGAUUCAGAUUCGGAUUCAAGUUCAAAUUCCUCAUCUCCAACAAGUGAUUCUAAUAUGGAGGACAAACCUUGUUGCGGUCCUAGGUACUCCCCUAGUACUCCAGUUUCAGCUAAGCAAAGUGGGGUUGCAAUGGUCAGUGGGUUCUCAAAGAAUAUGGUGAAGAUUUUCUUGGAGGAAGGUGGAAUUGUCAACUUAGAGGCUGUGAUGGAGCAGGCCAUCUCUGGUGAACUAUACCUGAAUCUAGUUGUAAUUGACUGA
Molecule: messenger RNA, 348 nt
Organism: Ilex paraguariensis (yerba mate)
Lineage: Eukaryota; Viridiplantae; Streptophyta; Magnoliopsida; Aquifoliales; Aquifoliaceae
Source: the annotation of a GenBank genome assembly